CAUACAUAUAAAAGAAGACAAUACUUAAUUGGUUAUCAGUCAAUAUCAAUAGCCAGUAUGAAACACAUCUCUUAUAUUUUAUUUAUUCUGGUGAUUUGGACCGCGAUUUGCGGAGCAACACGCCUAAACUGCACAAAACCACACGAGCAUUACGCAUGUGGAAGUGCCUGUCAAACCACAUGCGAAAAUCUGGGUGAAACAUGCCCCAUCAUAAACAUAAAAUGUAAUGAUGCUUGUUAUUGUGACAAAGACUACGCCAGAAAUGGUGAAAAUGUUUGCAUCCCCAUCGCCGAUUGUCCACCUAAGCACUUUAAAUCUUUGGUAUCAAUUAUCCAACAAAUUUUUGCAGAUUAUUCGCCCUACAAAAUCGUUUGUGACAGACCAAACGAACAUUACGAAUGUGGAAGUGCAUGCCAAACAACAUGCGCAACACUGGGUCAAACAUGUCCGAUCGUCAACAUCAGAUGUAACGACGGCUGUUAUUGCAACAGAGGUUUCGCCCGGAAUUCCCGUAACGUUUGCAUUCCAAUCGUUCAAUGCCCGAUUCCUUAA
Molecule: messenger RNA, 552 nt
Organism: Aethina tumida (small hive beetle)
Lineage: Eukaryota; Metazoa; Arthropoda; Insecta; Coleoptera; Nitidulidae
Product: inducible metalloproteinase inhibitor protein
Exons: 3
Coding region: 58-552 (164 amino acids)
Source: RefSeq, a predicted model, not a curated record